AUGCAGCGCUCAUUCCUUGCUUUCGUCCUGUGCGCCCUUCUCUUCUGCGUCGCAUCCGCAGAGGUACAGGUGGCCACCAAGGACAACUUUGACAAGAUCGUAAGCGGGGAUCUCACGUUGGUCAAGUUUUACGCCCCGUGGUGCGGCCACUGCAAGACACUGGCCCCGGAGUUUAUAAAGGCUGCUGAAAUGCUGGCCGGCGUCGCGACGCUGGCAGAGGUCGACUGCACCAAAGAGGAGGCCCUCGCUGAGAAGUACGAAAUCAAGGGGUUCCCCACAUUGUACCUCUUCCGCAACGGUGAAAAGGUAAAAGACUACGAUGGUCCCCGCACUGCCGCCGGCAUCGCGUCGUAUAUGAAGGCGCAGGUCGGUCCCUCGAUGAAGACCAUCGCAAAGGCUGGAGAGCUGGAGGAUCUCAAGAAGGAGGCCUUCCCGGUGUGCGUGGUGAAGACAGCGAGCGCCGACUCGGAGAUGGCGUUGAUGAUGACCAAGGUGGCGACCUCUCUCCGCUCGCAGAUGAACUUCGUGCUCGUGACGGAUGCUACCAUCUCUCCAGAUGAUGGCAUGGAGUCGGUCACGGUGUAUCGCCAGAAUAUGGAGCGCGAGGCGUACACUGGCGCCACACCGAUCACGAUGGAGUCGGUUAACAGCUUUCUCGCGACUGCUACGUUGGACUUUUUUGGCGAGCUCGGCCAGCAGAGCUUUCAGAAGUACAUGGAAGCGAACAAGGAUAAGCCUCUUGGGUGGGUAUUCAUCGACAAGAACACGGAUCCUGCGCUGAAGGGGUCACUCGUGGCCGUGGCGGAGAAGUACCGCUCGCAGGUGUUGCUAACAUACAUUGACGGUGAUCAGUACCGCCCCGUCUCGCGCCAGCUGGGCAUUCCUGAAGAUGCGAAGUUCCCGGCGUUUGUGGUAGAUUACGAGCGCCGCCAUCACGUGAUGGACGCGGCCACCCCAGUCACCUCCGAGUCCGUCGCUGCGUUUGUGGAGAAGUACAUCAAGGGCGAGACGCAGCAGACCGUGAUGUCCGACGCGAUUCCCACCAAGGAGACGGUGAACGGCCUGACGACGGUGGUGGGCCACACGUUUUCGAAGUACACGGACAGCACACAAAACGUGAUGCUGCUCUUCUACGCACCGUGGUGCGGGCACUGCCAGAAGCUGCACCCCGCGUACGAGAAGGUGGCCAAGAGCUUCGAGUCCGAGAAUGUGAUCAUUGCGAAGAUGGACGCCACUACGAACGACUUUGACCGCGAUAAGUUUGAUGUGUCGGGGUUUCCAACGAUUUACUUCAUCCCAGCUGGAAAGCCGCCAGUCGUCUACGAGGGAGACCGCACUGCGGAUGACAUGAUGGCGUUUGUAAAGUCUCACUUGACCGCCUCCGCCGGCCCCUCCGACAAGAGUGACGAGGAAGAUUUGUAG
Molecule: messenger RNA, 1422 nt
Organism: Leishmania mexicana MHOM/GT/2001/U1103
Lineage: Eukaryota; Euglenozoa; Kinetoplastea; Trypanosomatida; Trypanosomatidae
Product: protein disulfide isomerase
Exons: 1
Coding region: 1-1422 (473 amino acids)
Biological process (GO): protein folding; response to endoplasmic reticulum stress
Cellular component (GO): endoplasmic reticulum
Molecular function (GO): protein disulfide isomerase activity
Source: RefSeq, a predicted model, not a curated record